This is a messenger RNA of Siniperca chuatsi (mandarin fish), 2266 nucleotides long. It is a transcript of the gene pitx3, whose product is annotated as paired-like homeodomain 3. The record is from RefSeq and is a predicted model, not a curated record. Gene Ontology annotation, molecular function: RNA polymerase II cis-regulatory region sequence-specific DNA binding; DNA-binding transcription factor activity, RNA polymerase II-specific. Gene Ontology annotation, biological process: anatomical structure morphogenesis; regulation of transcription by RNA polymerase II. Lineage: Eukaryota; Metazoa; Chordata; Actinopteri; Centrarchiformes; Sinipercidae. The transcript has 5 exons. The coding region runs from base 372 to 1328 and encodes 318 amino acids. Gene Ontology annotation, cellular component: nucleus.
UCAAGCCUCACUCUUCCACAGCGUUCAUGUCUGACAGUAUAGAGGGAAGAAGAAGAGGAAGAAGGAAACUGACUGACGCAUUUUCCGACUGUUUGACACACCGAGGAACUUUUUGUCCAUGUCACCAGCAAACCUGAGGUCAGGACACCCAUCAGCCUGCAGCAAAACUCUUUGCCUUUUCCGCGGAUUAAUUUAACCAGACCGGGAUUCGAUAGCCUGGUUAUGGAUUUUAACCUGCUGACGGACAGUGAAGCCCGCAGCCCAGCGCUGUCGCUCUCCGACUCCGGGACCCCGCAGCACGACCAGGGAUGUAAAGGCCAGGACAACAGCGGUGAAAUCGAAGCAUAGUAAAGAAGGUCCACCUUCACUGAAUGCAUGCGCGCCCCUGCGGCCAGGGGCACACUUCCUAUCAGAGGGUAAUUACCAUGACACCAGUCUUCUCUGGCACAGCGGAAACAACAAAAGACCAAAACUGUCUCUGGAAAGACUCAGCUACUGUGCUGUUGGAAGCCAUGGUGGAAGUCACGGAAACGGAUAACCAGUUGGUUGAAGACACAGAGAAAUCCCACCAGAACCAGCUGGAUGAGUCCAGCGUUGAGGACGGCUCUCUGAAGAAGAAGCAGCGGCGGCAGAGGACUCACUUCACCAGCCAGCAGCUCCAGGAGCUGGAGGCCACCUUCCAGAGAAACCGCUACCCUGAUAUGAGCACCAGAGAGGAAAUUGCAGUGUGGACCAACCUCACUGAGGCACGGGUCAGGGUAUGGUUCAAGAAUCGGCGUGCCAAGUGGAGAAAACGGGAGAGGAACCAGCAGGCAGAGUUAUGCAAAAAUGGCUUUGGUGCCCAGUUCAAUGGACUCAUGCAGCCCUACGAUGACAUGUACACGGGUUACUCCUACAACAACUGGGCCACCAAGAGCCUAGCAAGCAGCCCUCUCUCCGCCAAGAGCUUCCCAUUCUUUAACUCAAUGAAUGUUAGCCCCCUGUCAUCCCAGCCCAUGUUCCCCCCCGCCAGCUCCAUCCCCUCCAUGAACAUGGCCUCUAGCAUGGUGCCCUCAGCGGUGGCCGGGGUUCCCACUACGGGGCUUAACAACCUGGGCAACCUCAAUAACCUCAACAGCCCCACGGCGCUCAACUCAGUAGCGGUGACUGCGGCCACAUGCCCCUAUGCCACCACAGCCAGUCCUUACAUGUACAGAGACACCUGCAACUCCAGCCUGGCCAGCCUGCGGCUCAAGGCCAAGCAGCACACCAACUUUGCUUAUCCAGCAGUGCAGAACCCCGUGUCCAACCUGAGCCCCUGCCAAUAUGCUGUGGACCGGCCGGUAUGAAGAAGAAACUCUGACGAUGACCCCAGACCCAACCAACCAGCUGUAAGUCUACUAUUACCCCACUUCACAUCUCUUCAGUUCCAUCUCUAAACUGCCAGAUGUGCUGCAGACUGGCAGAUUGUGUUUUGAUGGUACACAAUGAGAAUAUUCUUCAAAACUGACACAACACAACAAAUAGAAAUGCCUGGAUGGACCACUUCAAAGGAAUUCUCUCCAGUUUGUGAGACUUUGUCACUGAACUGACCAACAGCUUCAAAGGAUUUCUAAAGAUUAUUAUCCAUUAUAAUUUUUUUCUUCUUCUGAACUGCAUGAUUAGAGUAAAUGUAGAAACCAAGGGUAAAUAAAACAUGUAUGCUUCAACUGGACUAGUGGUCAACAUCUUGGCCCAAAAACAUCAAAUGCAAACUUUGCUACUAUCACAGGAAAAUGGGACCUGUGGUUGCAAUGCGGGAGAAAUGGAGGAUGUAUAUAAUGGACUUUUUUCUGUUUUGUAUGUGACAAGAAAAUAUAUGAAAACGUACUUUAAAGAUGAGAAAAGCAUGCUCUUCAAAAGCAAAGGCCCUAAGUUGAUGUACUAUGAGCACAUCCGUUAGGAACUUUAAACUUUGUUGUGAAUUCCUCUCCUCUUGGAAGGUCAUAGGUCAAAGGUCAGCUUGGACGGGAAAGAGGAGGACAGUCCUGGAAAGUGAACACAACCUCAAGCAGUUAAACACAAAACACAUAUACCAGAAUAUCAGCAAGAUUUUUCAAGUAAAACUCUAAAAAGCCAUUGAGUAUAUAGAUUUGUGUGGUGUUAUACAAAGGGAGUCAAUGACUGUCAAAAAUGUAUGUAAGAGUGCAGUUGUCAUAACAAAAAAAAACCAAGCCUUUUUUCCUGGUGUAGCCUGCUUUGUCUCAUUAAAGAACCAAUUAAAUGAUCAAUUUUUAUGAACUACAAA